This is a messenger RNA of Phytophthora infestans T30-4, 1368 nucleotides long. RefSeq lists its product as uncharacterized. The record is from RefSeq and is a predicted model, not a curated record. NCBI's taxonomy places the organism in Eukaryota, Oomycota, Peronosporomycetes, Peronosporales, Peronosporaceae. Bases 1 to 1356 code for a protein of 451 amino acids. The transcript has 3 exons. Gene Ontology annotation, molecular function: protein binding.
AUGAGCUGGAUCGACAAGUACGAUGUAGCUGUGCCCUCCUACCAAGUCACCGAUGGCAAGUUCCGUCGCAUGUGGAAGACACUCCGUAAGCACGUGAACGAACACACGAGACGUCACCGCCACCUGACGCCCGGCUCGGCGCACAAAUGCCGUUGCGCUGAAACGCGCUGCGAAUUUGACGGACUGUACCCGGUACUGCAGUCGUUCCCGUUCCCGUCGCGCCGCUCGCUUCGCUCAAAGUUCACAGGACUGGACCAUUCUGCAGUCAACGAACGCCGUAACGGUCUGGCAGCCGUUGUGGCGAUUUUACACGAAUUCUUCAGCAAUUUUGCCAGUUCGGUACUACAUGAAAAGCUACAGGACGACAAGUGCUUGGUGCUCAAGACGUAUGUGAACUUCCUAGGUGUUACCGAACAUUUCCAAGCCGACGCAUCGGUCGCGUUACAUCGUCCUCUGGUCUUGAACGCCUGGAGGCAACAAUGUGCUGAUCAGAUGCUUCGUCAAGACGAGGAGGAAAACGACAGCGCUCUCGACGACAGCGAUCAUCUCGUGAAACCUGUGCGCGUUCACACCAUGCAUUCGUUCAUGGAAGAGUUCUGUGAACAUGUUCUGAGUCAGUUCGCAAGCGACAUCGAUGAACUGAACUCGCCCGACCUCUCCCCAACGCGUCGCUGGGAGAUCUGUCUGUACGUGGCGUGCCGAAUCGGCCACGCGUACGCCGUGCAGCUCAUUCUGUUCAACUACGCGGAUGCCAACACCGCCAUGGCGGAUGGCUCCUCUUGUCUGCAUAUUGCAGCUCGAAUUGGUCGAACAGACGUUGUUGCACUCUUGCUGGACGAAGGUGCCGACGUCAGUAAAGCCAACGACGCCGGUGUCACUCCGCUGAUCGCUGCGUGUCGCAAUGGAUGCGUCGACGUCGUGAAGCUUCUCCUUGACUCUGGCGCCAGGGUUUCGGUCUGUAGCAACCGUGGCACCUAUCCUCUACACGCCGCUAUAGUCUCUGAAAAUAUCGAGAUCGUAGCGAUGCUCGUCGAGCAUGGCGCGAACGUGAAUGUCAUGACCGCUAGUGGCAUCACCCCACUGCACUUUGCAGCAAAAUUGGGCUCAUUAGCCAUCUCCGAGUACUUGCUACGGCACGAUGCUGACCCGGAGAAACGCACCAAAAACGACAGUGAUGCCAUGAUGAUCGCUGAGGCUAAUGGCCACGCAACUAUCUGCGAGUUGUUCCAGCGGUUCUCGGGCAUUGUCGCCAAUGAGCAUGUGGGAUCGGACUACAAGCUCAAUAUCAGUGAGACCGGCAAGUCUCCAGACAUGGUGCGCAUGCUCUCACAGCAUCGACUGUCACGUGCAGCCUAGAGGAAGACGCAA